Molecule: messenger RNA, 2087 nt
Organism: Anopheles moucheti
Lineage: Eukaryota; Metazoa; Arthropoda; Insecta; Diptera; Culicidae
Product: SEC14-like protein 2
Exons: 6
Coding region: 126-1367 (413 amino acids)
Cellular component (GO): cytoplasm
Source: RefSeq, a predicted model, not a curated record
ACCGAACGUGCCAAACGUAACGGAAGAUCGCUGUGCCGGCUCCAGAAGCAGAAGCUUUAUACACAGCUGCAAAUAGGGCAGAGUGAUACUAAAUAGUGCAUUUUGUUUCUACCGCCAGCAACACAAUGUCCAUGAAAAUGCUUUCCCUCGAGGAUGACCAACGAUUUGCGCUGAUGAAGUUCCGUCGGCAGGUGGUUGACGUACUGAAACCGGAGCACGAUGAUUACUAUCUGCUGCGUUGGCUGCGAGCACGCAACUGGAAUCCUGAGGCGGCGGAAAAGAUGCUGCGCGACUCGAUGAAGUUCCGCGAGCGCUGGAAUACAGAUGAGAUCGCCAAGUGGCCCACGCCACAGAUUCUGCUCGACUACAGCCCGCACGGUGUGGCGGGCUUCGAUAAGGAAGGUUCACCGAUCAUCAUCAUACCCUUCGCUGGGUUUGACAUCUGGGGGCUACUGCACAGCGUGUCCCGGGCCGACAUCAUCCGCAUGACGAUGCAGUCGCUCGAGGGCUACAUGCAGCUGGCGUACGAGCAGAGCCAGAAGACAAACAACCCAAACAGCCGACAGUUUGUGGUGGUGUUCGAUAUGGACAACUUCAACCUGAAGCAGUACAUCUGGCGCCCGGCGAGUGAGGUCGUCAUCUCGCUGAUCAAGAUGUACGAGGCAAACUAUCCGGAAAUACUGAAGUGCUGCUACAUCAUCAACACGCCGAAGGUGUUUGCGUUCGCGUACAACAUGGUGAAGAAGUUCCUCGGCGAGUACACGAUCGACAAGAUCCGCAUCUACAAGCCGGACCGGAACAAGUGGCUGCCAUCGAUUCUGGAACGGUGCGAUCCGGACCAAAUACCGGCCUACUUCGGUGGCACCCAAACCGACCCGGACGGUAAUCCGAAAUGUGAGAAAAAGAUUUGCUGGGGUGGCAAGGUGCCGAAAGAGCUGUACACGUCGAAGGAGGACAGCUUCAACAACAAUCUAACGUUCACGGAGACGGAGAUCCGGAAGGGUAGCAAGCUGAAGAUGACGUUUGAUUGUGAGGAUGCUGGCUGUUUCUUGAAGUGGGAAUUCCGUACAUUCGAUCACGACAUCAAGUUCGGCGUCAAGUGCGUGAACAAGAAGACGGAAGAAUCGAUUAUUGAGGUACCACUAAAGCGGGUGUCCUCCCAUCAGAUCGACGAGUCUGGGUUUAUCACCUGCCAACCGGGUUGUACAUAUCACGUACUGUUUGACAAUUCGUACUCGUACUUCAAGACGAAAAAGAUUCGCUACUCCGUCCUGAUGACGGCGCCGCUAAGUGAUGUGGAGCAGACGAUGGCACCGAUUGCCAUAACGGAAGAAACGGCGCCCGAGGAUGGAUCAGCUGAAGAUUGAGCUUUAAGCAUUAAACGCGUUUCGCUUCGUUUUUAAUCUUUCUUUUUUUAAAGUAAUACUUCAAUAAUGGGAAAUAAAACGCAGGAUGUUACAGGGAUGCAUACCGGAUAUUAACGAAACAAGAAAAAAAUCAUUCACGAUGCCAAGAACCAAAGAUUCUGUUGGAAGACUUAAAAUUCAUUUCACGCAAACUGUUUCCCUGCAUAAAUUUAAGGCUUUCGCGUGUUUAACACGGCCUUCUUUGCUUUAUAGGUGCGGUAGAUAAUGUACAGUACCAGCACACACCCUAGGAAUGAGUUUACAUCUUUUACAAAAAAAAAAACAGUGAUUACGCACAUUCUUCCUUUGCGCAGGUGAUAAUCGAUUAGAUAGUAAGCGAAAUUGCAUAUCCCUAGCGGCUUUCGUCCUUAUCGGAGGCAUUGUAAAAAUAUUAACAUUAAUACCGGUGAUAAUAAAAAACACACACAAGACACAGGGACAAUGCAAGUCGGUAAAAUAGACGAUAUUCUCUCGUGGAGAGUAGUGUGUACGUGAGAAACCGCGGGUAAUACAUUAUGUUUGUAAUAAAAAAAACGAGACGGGGAUCAAUAGGUUAAAUAAUGCGGUUCGGCAGUGGCAUUGUGUCCGAUAAAGGGACCGAUUUCGCUGCAAAAUCAUAUGUAAAAUAGGAGUGCGAGUGUUCGGAACUAAAGCUAUGUUUAAUAAACCGUACGGAUUGGU